This is a messenger RNA of Sinocyclocheilus grahami, 793 nucleotides long. Its product is annotated as glutaredoxin-2, mitochondrial-like. The record is from RefSeq and is a predicted model, not a curated record. Gene Ontology annotation, cellular component: mitochondrion. The transcript has 4 exons. Gene Ontology annotation, molecular function: protein-disulfide reductase activity. Bases 53 to 541 code for a protein of 162 amino acids. Lineage: Eukaryota; Metazoa; Chordata; Actinopteri; Cypriniformes; Cyprinidae.
CUGUGAGAUCCUUACCUGAUUCAGCCGGGAACGGGACAAUAACAGUCCGAAUAUGACUGAUUUCAAUUGCCAGUCUAAUUCUCUUGUAUCUGCACUAACUGCGUUUGCUUUUCUUGUAUCUUCAACAUGUCUUUUUUACAGACCGGUGAUUAUAACAAGAAUGGGGCAUUUCACGUCGUCAGCGCCUGGGUUGUCAGGCUCAGCAUGUACUCAGCUUGUCCAGGAUGUUGUGUCCAGUAACUGUGUUGUGAUAUUCUCCAAAAUCACAUGCCCAUCCUGUAAGAUGGCGAAGAAUGUCUUUAAUGAGAUCGGAGCUGCACAUAAAGUUGUUGAACUGGAUGAUAGUAGACGUCUCCAUGAGACCUUAGCGCAAAUGACAGGUGCCAGAACAGUGCCAAGAGUCUUUAUUAAUGGGCAGUGCAUUGGAGGAGGCACAGAUACAAAACAGCUCCACCAGCAAGGGAAACUUCUGCCUCUUAUUGAACAGUAUAGGCCGUGCUGUUUGAGUACCAGCCUUGAGGGCUCAGGCAGUGCUCAAUAAUCAGUCAUAAUGUUUUGUAAUAUGUGUUUAUACACAUUGGUCACCCUUGAACAGCCCAAACAGAGAUUAAGUAUUUGUAUUUUAAUAUGUAUGCUGCUGUCGAGAAAAAAAUAACUGCCUGAUUUAUUGACUUUGUUAUAUGUAUUGUUAUUUUGGUGCACUGUAUGUAAAAUAUAAUACCAGAUAGUAUUACACCAAGCAUUUUAGAUGAUUUUUUUGACCUGAGUUACAACACCUCGAUAUUCCUUUAUG